GCUCGCACAAUGGCCCGGGUGCAGGGACUCCUCUGUGGGAAUUUAGACGUGGAUUUAUUCUGACAGUCCGUUCCCAGGCUGUCCGGAAGCGCGGGGCGUGUGGCGCUGAACGGGCAGCUUGGUUCUGGUUGAAAGGCACCAGUCCUGAGGCCGGGGGGUGGGGAAGGGGAGGUUUCCCGUCCCUCUUUGGGGAGAAGCUGUGAUCCGCAGGCCGACAUGGAGGCUCCGCACGGCUGGGAGUCCGCACGGCUCUCCUCCGGGUCCCAGGAGAGCCCGCGGUUGUGGUGUGGCGUCUUCCCGGCGCUGCCAACCGUGGGGGCCGGCCGGGGCCUUGCCCGCCGGGUGCACCCCGCACGCCGCUGAAGCCGGCCCCGCGUGACGGGGGCAGACCUCCCUCUGCCCCGGUCUUCGAGGGCGGGCGGUUUGCAGGUGGGAGGCGUGUUGCUGCUGAGGCUGCUGAACGCACACCCCUUCUUUCUCUCUCUUCCAGCCUGCGAGUGCUCCUGCCACAAGCCAUGUGAAGCCAAGGCUCCGGGGGCUUCUGCACCAUCCGCUGCUCUCCGCCGUGCCAGACCGCCCAGGCCCGCGGGGCUGAGCUGCACCAUGGAGGACGGACGCGAGCUGGACCUCAUCUACAUCACUGAGCGCAUCAUCGCCGUGUCUUUCCCCGCCAGCUGCUCCGAGGAGUCCUACCUGCGCGGCCUGCAGGAGGUGACACGGAUGCUGAGGUCCAAGCACGGGGACAACUACCUGGUGUUAAACCUUUCCGAAAAGAGAUAUGACCUUACGAAGCUCAACCCAAAGAUCCUGGACGUGGGCUGGCCGGAGCUGCACGCGCCGCCCCUGGACCAGGUGUGCACCAUCUGCAAGGCGCAGGAGACCUGGCUGAACAGCGACCCCCAGCACGUGGUCGUCAUCCACUGUAGGGGUGGAAAGGGACGCAUCGGCGUGGUCAUAUCCUCCUACAUGCACUUCACCAACGUGUCAGCCAGCGCUGACCAGGCCCUCGACAGGUUUGCAAUGAAGAAGUUCUAUGAUGAUAAAGUUUCAGCCCUAAUGCAGCCUUCCCAGAAGCGGUACGUGCAGUUUCUCAGCGGGCUCCUGUCGGGGACGGUGAAGAUGAACGCCUCGCCGCUCUUCCUGCAUUUUGUCAUCCUUCACGGCACUCCCAACUUCGACGCGGGCGGAGUGUGCCGGCCCUUCCUGAAGCUCUACCAGGCCAUGCAGCCCGUGUACACAUCCGGGAUCUACAACGUGGGCCCGGAAACGCAAAGCAGCAUCUACAUCGCCAUCGAGCCCGCCCAGCUGCUGAAAGGCGACAUCAUGGUCAAGUGCUACCACAAGAAGUACCGCUCAGCUACCCGCGAUGUGAUUUUCCGCCUGCAGUUUCACACGGGGGCUGUUCAGAGCUUCGGACUUGUGUUCGGGAAGGAGGAUCUGGACAACGCGAGCCAAGAUGACCGUUUUCCCGAUAAUGGCAAGAUUGAGUUGCUUUUCUCCGCCACUCCCGAGAAGCUUAAAGGGUGUGAACACUUGCGCAAUGACCAUGGAGUGAUUGUGGACUUCAACACCGCAGACCCUCUGAUCCGCUGGGACUCCUACGAGAGCCUGAGCGCGGGGGGAGAAGUGCUGCACACACAGGGCCCCGUCGAUGGCAGUCUUUAUGCCAAGGUGAGGAAAAAGAGUGCCUCGGAUCCCGGCGUCCCAGGUGGGUCUCCAGGCGUCCCCACCGCCAGCAGCCCGGACCACGGCGACCACACCCUAUCUGUCAGCAGCGACUCUGGCCACUCCACCGCCUCCGUCAGGACCGACAAGACCGAGGAGCCCCUUGCCGUGGGGUCCAGGAGGGGCCUGAGCCCUCAGGAGAAGGCUGAGCUGGACCAGCUUCUCAGUGGCUUUGGCCUGGAGGAUUCCGGAAGCCCCAUCAAGGAUAUGACGGAUGCCCCCAGCAAAUACGGCGGGACACGCCACGUCGUGCCAGCUCAGGUGCACGUGAACGGAGACGCCACACUCAAGGACCGGGAGACGGACAUCCUGGACGACGAGAUGCCUGGCCAUGACCUGCACAGCGUGGAUAGCAUCGGGACCCUGUCCUCCUCAGAGGGCCACCCGUCAGCCCACCUGGGCCCCUUAGCCUGCCACCAAAGCAGCCAGAACUCCCUCCUGUCGGACGGGUUUGGCAGCCACGCUGGCGAGGACGCCCAUGGCAGCCUUGCCCCUGACCUGAGCCUCGGCGUGGAACCCCUGUACGAGCGGGAGCGGGCGUUCGGGACCCGAGAGUGCAUGCAGCCACCACCAGUGCUCCAGAGGCCCUCGGUGUCCGCCCCGACGCAGGCCUACGGACAGAGCGGCUACUCCACGCAGACCUGGGUACGCCAGCAGCAGAUGGUGGCUGCCCACCAGUACAGCUUCGCGCCCGACGCUGAGGCCAGGCUCGUGGGCCGCGGCCCGGAGGACGGCUCUGGCCUGGUGCAGUCCCAGCCCAGGGUUCCAGUCACCCCCACUCGGGGGGCAGGCAGCAGAAUGGCCCUCCAGAGGAGCCUGGGUCCCGGGCCCCAGGUCCCCGAUGCACAGCGGCCCCCUCCGGGCAGAGCAUUCAAGCCCAGAUUUCCAGACGUCAGAGUCGUGAAUGGGACUGGACCGGAGCCAAGCGCGGACCCCUCCCCGGGCUCACCCACCCUGGACAUCGACCAGUCCAUCGAGCAGCUCAACAGGCUCAUCUUGGAGCUGGACCCUACUUUCGAGCCUAUCCCCACCCACAUGAACACGCUGGGCAGCCAGGCCAACGGCCCCCUGCCCCCUGACAGCAGGGGAGGUGGGCUGCGGGCAAGCGGCCUGCAGGACAUAGGAGAGGGCCCGGGCAGGGCCUCUGUGCGGCAAGGCUCCUCGGGGGACGAGCCACUAGGCGGAAGAUUCCGGAAGCUGAGCCUCGGGCAGUAUGACAACGAUGCUGGGGGGCAGCCAGCCUUCUCCAGAUGUGGAUGGGGGAAGACCCCCGGUGCAGACCAGGCCACAGGUCUGGCGCCUUUCCUCUCUCCAGCAGAUGCCAAGGAGACGGUGGCCGCCGCGUACCCCCCAGACCCCAGCGGGAUCAGUGGCAGGACCUUCACACCAACCAAGGGCAGCGCUGACUCCGCCUCUCCCACGCCGGCGUUUCCCGUGUCUCCAGAAACACCGUAUGUGACAACACCCCCACAUUACGCGCCCUUCACCCCGCCCGGGCCGCAGGCGGGCAGCGCCGGUGGUCUGUACAGAGGCGCUCCCGAUACUCGAGGCUGCGCUGAGAUCCUGCAUCGUGUGGCGGGGAUGUCCGACAGCCCCGGGGGGCCCAGAUCUGCGGCACUCCGGGCCGACGUGCCAGCGGGACCUGCCUUUCAGCGGGCGUUCGCGUCCUCCUGCACCGUCUCCAGCAGCAGCCCCGGCCGGCGGCGGGACAGCCCUUCGUCGGCCGAGCUCCCGUGGGCGGAGAGCAGCCCCAAGGCCACCCCGGCUCCGCUGGGGAGCAGCCGGCCGGUAGGAAGCCUCCUCGGCGCCGAAGAGUUCCCCAGCCCUGGUCCCGACGGCCCCGGACGGCCCCACCGCCUGCCUGCGGAGCUCCAGGCCUCUUUCCACAACCAUGAGCUGUCCCUGGCGGAGCCCCCCGAAGCUGUGGGCCCCCCAGGUGGCCAGGCCUUCCUGAGCUUUAGCACGGCCCCCGUGGGAAGCGGCCUUCCCCCGGCAGAGGACCCAGGGGCCAUGCUGGCUCAUUCCCAUGGAGCCCCCCAGGUCCCUGGCACCCCGCGGACAGCGGCUGCCGACAACGGCUUCCUUUCCCACGGCUUUCUCACGGUGACGCCUGGCCACAGCAGCCACCACAGCCCAGUCCUGCCGGGCCAGGGCCUGACCCUGCCCGGGCAGCCACCCCUUCCCGAGAAGAAGCGAGCCUCGGAGGGGGACCGGUCUCUGGGUUCGGCCUCCCCGUCCUCCAGCGGCUUCUCCAGCCCGCACAGUGGAAGCACCAUGAGCAUCCCAUUCCCAAAUGUCCUCCCGGACUUCCCCAAGCCUCUGGAGGCCGCAGCGCCCUCCCCAGAUAACCCGGGUGAUAAGCACGUGUCCGUGAACUUUGUCCAAGACACAUCCAAAUUCUGGUACAAGGCGGAUAUCUCCAGAGAGCAAGCCAUCGCCAUGCUGAAGGACAAGGAGCCAGGCUCAUUCAUCGUCAGGGACAGUCACUCCUUCCGAGGAGCCUACGGCCUGGCCAUGAAAGUGGCUACGCCCCCCCCUUCCGUCCUGCAGCUCAACAAGAAAGCGGGGGAUCUGUCCAAUGAACUCGUUCGGCACUUUCUGAUCGAGUGUACCCCGAAGGGAGUGCGGUUGAAAGGGUGCCCCAACGAACCCUAUUUCGGGAGCCUGACGGCUUUGGUGUGUCAGCACUCCAUCACGCCCUUGGCUUUGCCCUGUAAGCUGCUCAUUCCAGACCGAGAUCCGUUGGAGGAGAUCGCUGACAGCUCUCCCCAGACGGCGGCCAACUCGGCCGCAGAGCUGCUGAAGCAAGGAGCAGCCUGCAACGUGUGGUACCUGAACUCCGUGGAGAUGGAGUCGCUCACCGGCCACCAGGCCAUCCAGAAGGCCCUGAGCCUCACCCUCGUGCAGGAGCCGCCUCCCCUGUGCACGGUCGUGCACUUCAAGGUGUCGGCCCAGGGCAUCACCCUGACGGACAACCAGAGGAAGCUCUUCUUCCGGAGACACUACCCCGUGAGCAGCGUGAUUUUCUGCGCGUUGGACCCGCAGGACAGGAAGUGGAUCACGGAUGGCCCCUGCUCCAGAGUCUUCGGGUUUGUGGCCCGGAAGCAGGGCAGUGCCACAGACAACGUGUGCCACUUAUUCGCAGAGCAUGACCCCGAGCAGCCAGCCAGUGCCAUCGUCAACUUUGUGUCAAAGGUCAUGAUCGGCCCCCCUAAGAAGAUCUGACCCCCCCAGUCCGAGACCGAGUGGGGCCGGAGCGUCUGCUGCUGGCAUUUGGCCAGCCUGACGUUCCAGCCCCAGGAGGGCCGGGGGCUUCUCCUCCGGCUUCACAGACACGAGGACACACGGCCUCCCGUCUGCUGUCCUUCCCCGAAACACUGCUAGCCAGCACAUCUCCGUAGCCAAGCGCUUCCCGGGUGGAGGAAAGUGGGAUGCACGCGGCAGGGCCGAGCGAGGACGCGGGUCCCCGUGCCCCUUGCACGCCGGCAUCGGUGGGAAGGAGCGCAUCCGGCUCCUGGACGGCAGCCCUGGGUGACCGGGGGUGCCACCAGCCAUGCGCAGGGCCCCCGUCCAUCCAGCACCCGAGGGAGGCCUCUUUCCCACGACAGAGACACUAGCUCACCGAGAAGGGGAUGCAUGUUUGCUGAAGGUCCGUGCAGGUCAGGCCCUCCCAGAAGUCAGGGGGCAUGAGCCGGGGGGGAACGUGCUGGCUGUGAGGACCAGGAAGGCCACCCAGUCCCUGGGGAGGGCACCGAGCUGCCCGCGUGCCCCGGCCCGGCAGGCAGUGGUCGCUCCGGCCUCCCGCUCUCACUCCAGCUCCAAACAGGGUGUUGUCCAUGAGAGGAGAAGGAACAUGGACGUGAAGUGUCUUUUUGUGUAAUUUAUAUUCUACUUAUGCCAAAUUAUUUAUGGUAAAUUGCCGGGCAGGAUGGGGUCCCGGUGCUGCGAACUGCCAGGCCGAGCCUGUGCCCAUGAUCCAGGGCCACGUCCCCGACCGGCCAGCUCAGCAACCUUGACCUCCCCAAAGCUCACUGGGGGAUGGUUCCCAUCCGGCAGGUGGGUGACGUUCUUUCUGGGAAGGAAGGUUCCGGAGAGCGGGUCACAUUUGGGCGGAGACUCAGCCCUGCUCUCCCAGGCAGUUCUGGGCCCUCUGAGCUGUUGGCCACUUGUCCCGGCCUCUGCGGCCCCCCCUCUGGGAUCCUGCAUUUCCAGCACCCGGAGCAGAGGAGGAAGAGGAGGAAGAUAAGGAAUCCUAGUCCUCCAAGGCUGUCUUUGGCUGAGAGCUGCUCCCCUGCGUUUCCGAGCUACCGAAUCCAGAUGCCAGUCACGCCACGGCUCCUACGGGUCCCCCAGGACAGACCGGGGGCUCGGUCUCCCCCCACACGGCCCGGGCACCCCGUGGCUCUGGGCUCCCAGGAGCUGCCCGCUCUGCCCGACCAGCUCUUUGGCCCCCUGGGCGUUGCCAGCAGGCAUCACUCCAGCGGCGCGAAUGUGCGUCGUGAGUUCUGUUAAGUGGGUCCGAGACAGAUGUGGGGAAGCGCAGAGCGGAAGGCCUCACGUUGUGGGGCGUCGGACGCGGGUGAAAGUGGGGGGACGGAUCCGCCGUCCGGCUCCUCUCCGUGCCCGACACAAGUGCCUCAUUUCUGUGCCAAAUGUUUGCCUGGUCUUCACAGACCUGUUCCCUGAGAGGUGUCGGUGUGGCUGUGUGGGACACGUUGGCGUCUCCUGGGGACCCUGGGGGCCUGGUCCUCAGCAGAGGCGGCUGGCAUCUCGGGAUUCCGGUCAUGGCAGAGAUCCGGCCAAAGGGGACCCGAGAUGCCGUCCCCAAGACGCACCUCAUCCCGAGAUGGCUUCUACCCAGUUUGACCCAAAGACCGCAGGUCAAGUCCCUCACCCUUCCCACGAAGAGCAGGCUCGUUUAGAAACAGAGUGCGGGCCGGUGAGGGGUCCAGAAUCACAGCGGGUGGGUGACCCGGGCUCCGGGGCCUCCCGUGCAGUCCCUGUUCCGAGCGCUCAAGAAGCCGCAGCCCCUCGCUGGUGAGGCGUACUGGCCGCCUGUGGCUUUCCUGGCCGCGGCCAGGACAUCAGGACGUCUGCUCCCCGGUUCCUGAUGAGCCGGCGCAGCAGGUUUCUUUCCCUGUUACACGUGUGUCACGCGGAGCAAGAGAGCCCCGCCCCCACCCCCACGCAGGCUUGGGGCCGCUCCGUGGAAGGCGUGUGGCCUCCGAGCGCUGGCGGGCACAGGGUCCCGUCCCGGGGAGCCCACGGUCCCCACCGCCUCACAGCCAGGGUCCUAUUAGCCCGCUCAUUAACCGGUCGCCGUGUCCUCCAGUGUUAACCUGGCGCCAGGGUAGGCCACACCGAAUUUAAGGUCUCCCUGUGUGACCUCGGCGUCAAAGACCUUGCGUCUCCUUAGCGGCCUUAUUGUUAGUGGGUAUUUUUACUUUUCUUAUAUUGUAAAGAAUAUAUCCAGUAUGUAAAUGAAUGUUCUAUAAACUCUUUGUAUAGUCAUUUUCUCUGCUUUUCAGAUACUGUCUCUAUUCAGAGUAUAAUAAAAUUAUCAACGUGGUAAA
Messenger RNA from Enhydra lutris kenyoni (northern sea otter), 7298 nucleotides. RefSeq names its product tensin 3. Lineage: Eukaryota; Metazoa; Chordata; Mammalia; Carnivora; Mustelidae. Gene Ontology annotation, molecular function: protein binding; phosphatase activity. The record is from RefSeq and is a predicted model, not a curated record. The transcript is spliced from 28 exons. The coding region runs from base 604 to 4950 and encodes 1448 amino acids. Gene Ontology annotation, biological process: dephosphorylation.